Messenger RNA from Bubalus bubalis (water buffalo), 11714 nucleotides. It is a transcript of the gene GPRIN3, whose product is annotated as GPRIN family member 3. NCBI's taxonomy places the organism in Eukaryota, Metazoa, Chordata, Mammalia, Artiodactyla, Bovidae. The transcript is spliced from 5 exons. Gene Ontology annotation, cellular component: plasma membrane. The record is from RefSeq and is a predicted model, not a curated record. The coding region runs from base 872 to 3217 and encodes 781 amino acids. Gene Ontology annotation, biological process: neuron projection development.
CCGCCGGUGCUGCCGGUGCUUCGGCCGCCGCUGUCUGCGCUCCUGCCGCCCCUGUCUGCGCUCCUGCCGCCCCUUCCUCGAAUAUUCAGGCAGGGCAGCACUGCCCGGCGAGGACAGUUGGGCGCAGCCCGGGCCUGACGGACGAGCAAUCGGGGACGUGAACUCCCACCUCCAGUUUGGCUCAGUGCCGGGCGGCGGCGGCUGCAGUCCCGGAGUGUGGGGUGGCCCCCGCGGUCUCCGCCCGGCUCCUGCGCGCCGCCUCUGCUCUUUGCAUAGUAAUUUCAGUUCCUGCUAGCACCCGGCUCCCUACCGGAACAGGUCUGAAAAGGACCGCCGCUCCCGAGCCCGCUGAGGCAUCGGUGUGGCGCCGGGAGCCCCUGCGUGUGAUAUGCGACGGGAAGCCCUCGCCAAAGCGCAGGCAGCGGCCCCGCCACGCCGGAGACAGCCGGGCAACAGCAGUGCCAGGGAGGAUACCAGGCCUGCCAGUCCGGAUCAUCUGUUUCUGUGUGCCACCAAGGAAUCUUUAUGGAUACCUCCUUCAUUCCAAACAAGUAACCAGAAGGUCACCAUUGUGGACUGACUCUCCAAGGUCCCAUGACAAAAGGGGAAAAGCCAAGUUGAAGAUCUGACAGGUGGACCAGUGAAGGGCAGGCAGCCGCACAGAACAAUAUCUGCACAAGGAAGCACAGUGGUUCCGAAGCAGAAGAGUUCAGCCUGUGUUCCCUGGGGCUCCUCGCCUCUCUCCUGGAAUGCACAAUUGGUCCUUCAGAGGAAUCACCCCUGAUUGCAUCUUCACUUUGAGCUUCGGCUGCUUCCCUAAAGGAGCGCUGUCCAGGUGCGAGCUCCAAGGUUUUUCCCGGAGAGAGAUUCCAUGGGGACUGUACCUGACCCUCUGAGAUCAGCCAAAACAUCCCUGAUUGCAGCUUCUGGAGAAGAAGAGGGCCUGGGAGAGGUGCAGGUUGCCUCGCCCCAGCCUCGACCAGAAGUCCUGAGUGAGAACACCAAUGGCCUUUCCAGCACUCCUGCAGAGCCAGACCUCAGCCCCAGAACAGCUGCCAAGGCCCUGAUGCAGGCCGGUGAGCAUGUGCCCACGCAGGCAGCCAUGUCCUCUCCUGACAUUGUCAGUGAGGUGGGGAAGGCAUCUCCCACACUCAACUCUCCUGGCAAUACUCAGCUGUCAGGGGGCAGAGAGUCCAUAGCACCAGCCCUGUGUUCUGCAGCAGGCAAGGAUCUAAUACGUGCAACAUUUACAAUGCCAGCCAAUCAGCACAUCCACCCGGUUGUCCCAGGCAACCAGCCCCAUGCCAGCCCCCAAUCAGGGCCUGAAGAUACCCUGGUGAAAUCACAGAGAACUGCAGAUGGAGGGCAACCUGAGAAGUCAAGUUGUCCGGUGGUGGUCAUCUGUGGCAAAGAUCAAGUGCCCUGUGAUUUUCCUUCUCAAGAAACAAUGCGGGGAAUGGUGCAAACUGAAGAUACAGCAGCCAGGUCAUUCAGUCCUACUUCCGCUACUGUAGGUGGACCCGAAGCAGAAAGGCAGCAAGCUGUUUGCACUUCCCAGACAAGGUCCUGUGGCUCUCCAACAGGAGAAGAUGGAUGUUCGGGGAACAAACCACCCCCUGCCGCCACCUCAGACACCCAGGCCAUGACUUCGGUGAUUCCUCAACCAUCCCACCUCCCUAGCAACGGAUCCAUGUUUCCUCCAGAUCCAGAGAAGGUGCCGCUGGCAGCACAGCCUCAAGUGUCAAGGUUUAAAGAAGCAAGUACGAUGACCAGCCAAGCUGAAAAUGAGAUCAAGAAAACCCCGCCCAGGGCUCAGCAAGAUGCCGAGGUGCAGGCAGUGGCGAGUGUCGAGAGCAGAUCGGCAUCCACCAGCCCCAGCAUCCUCGCUGCAUUCUUAAAGGAACCCCCUGCUCCAGAGCGGUUCGAACAAGAACAGCUGCGUGUCAUUUGCCACGGCAGCGCGAACCACACGUUGGAGCUGUCUGAGAACAACACCCUAGACCCCCGGGAGGCGGGUCAGUGCCGUGACCUCAUGCCAGCGGUGCACAUCCAGACAGCUACAGCUGUUUCUGCAGCUUUCCAAGGAGAAAAUAAAUCAGGGAGCCUACCGGGGGACGUCCUUAAAACCUCAGCCAUCAACGUGUCAUCCAGUGAUGCUCAGGAGACGUGUAAACAAGACAGGAAAUCAGCAGGAAUGACCCUAGCGGGGCAAGAGCUUACCUUUAGACAGCUUUCGGGUACUACUUCUACCUCCCUGAAAGCUAGCCCCAGUGACCAGAUUUCUCUUAGCGCAGGACGUCAAGUUGAAACAGGUCAUGGAUUAGGGAAAUGUGAAACGAAGCCAUCUGAGUUUGCAGUGGCAACCACCAGUGGCCACAAACCAGACCCCGACUGCAAACUCUCCGACUCCUGUGGCCCUGCCAGCAGAGCCGACCAGUCCAGGAGCUUGGAUCUCACGAACCAAGGGGAUGCAAGAGAGAAGAAGCUUGUGUCUCCUCAGAUAAUGAAAGAACAAGAAUCUCCUGGCAUCGAUAUCCUGGAGGUGAGGGCAAGGGCAGAGGCCAAAAGCCUACUGCUCAAUCCUAAAUCUCAAGAAAGUGGAGGCGUGGCAUCAGGUGCCAGCCCUACACCCUCCCCAGUUAGAAGGAGCCAGGAGGGCACCGGGGAAGAAAACAGACAGACCAAGACAGCUGCCAGCCUAAGCCUGCCGUCGGAUGCCAUUGGGGACUCUAGUCCUGGUUCUGGUAAAAGGACCCCUUCUCGCUCCGUCAAAGCCAGCCCCCGCCGGGCCAGCCGGGUCAGCGAGUUCCUCAAGGAGCAGAAGUUAAACGUGACAGCUGCUGCCGCCCAGGUGGGACUCACUCCAGGAGAGAAGAAGAAGCAGCUGAGUGCCGACUCCAAGCUCCAGUUGAAACAGUCCAAGCGUGUCCGGGACGUGGUGUGGGACGAGCAGGGCAUGACCUGGGAGGUGUAUGGCGCUUCCCUGGACCCGGAGUCCCUGGGCAUUGCCAUACAGAACCAUUUACAAAGACAAAUCAGAGAACACGAGAAGUUAAUCAAAGCUCAAAGCGGCCAGAGCCGGAGGUCCAUCUCCUCAGAUACUUCUUCUAAUAAAAAGCUCAAAGGCAGGCAGCACAGUGUUUUCCAGUCCAUGCUGCAGAACUUUCGACGCCCCACCUGCUGCAUUCGUCCUGCUCCUUCUUCUGUGUUAGAUUGAAAAGGAACAUGUCCAGAAGCCCUUGGAUACUGCUACAAGCUUCAGAGGUGUCCAUCUGUCUGUCAGAGCUUACUUAAUUUUUUUUCUGAGGGACCAGGAAGAGAAAGUAUUAACUCACAGAAAUUGCUACUAAGAAUUGCUGGGUCCUUUGUUCGGGGCUCCAUAAAUAAAAAAUGUUGUUUCAAUUUGAAAGGAAGUGAAGAAGUAAGCUUCGCUGAAGGUUUACAACCUUAAUUAAGAGGAAAUAACACUUUUUUUUAAUAUGAUGUUUUUAGAAUAACAUGCUCAUUACACAUGUGUCAUUUUAUAUUACUGCCUCAAUUUAUCACACUAUGGUAUUUCCAUUAAAACCCCUGCUUUAUAUUAAAAGUAGCAAAGACACUGUUAGCAAAUACAGUUAUACUUUGUAGUCCAAUGCAAUAAGAAUGCUGAUACCACACAAAAUUUAAGUAGGUGAUGAGAAAUAUCAUGGAAAAAAAAAUGGAAACAAAUUUGACUCAUUCCUCGGCUAGAGGAUAUAAAUAAAGUACUUACAUGCAUAAAAUGCCAAAUAUGAAAUAAUAUUUGUAAACAUCUGCAUAUAAUCCUUUUUAUAAACCUUGUUAUACCUGUUAAUAAACAUAAGAAAGUUAUAUUAGGAAAAAAGUUAGCAAACCAUUUGAAUACUGCCCACAUAAAACAUGAAUUUAUGUAUAUACAUUUUCCUACACUAAGGACAAGGGUCAUCUCUGUGAUUGUGCUUAGAUUAAAUUCAUAUUUCCUUGCCCAAGAGGAAAUACAUGUGGCUGAAUUCUUGAAGAGAAUUAUCAUAUUAUUGAUAAUACUGAGUUUUAUGUUGUUCAGCUGUCUCCAAUAACAUUCUGCUGAGAAUGUUAAGGUUCUGGUAAGGAAUUAUAAAUAGCCAAUUACCCAACACUCCUUUUCUUAUGUUGAAAAAAGGAAAGUCUCCUGAGUAACAAAAACAACAGGUUUAAUUGUGGCUCCUGUAAACAGGAUGCAGUUUGUAUUUUUGUUUUGAUUUGGUUCAGUAGCUUCUAAUAGAAAAUGUAGUCAAAUAGAAAUGAGCUCCCAUGCUGCUUUUGUAUACAGACUAAUAUCAUCUAAUUGCUUAAGACUAAUCUGUGGUAAAAGGUAAUUUCUUCAAGCCUAUUAAUUUUAAGAGAAAUACCAUCAUAUCUCAUCCUUCCAACCCAUUAGAAGAAGCUGCCUUUACUAAAACAUCAUUUACUAAAACAGCUUUAGUAAAGCUGCCUUUACUAAAACUAAGCUUUGGGUGAGCUUAGUCCUUGAGAAUAUAGGCACCUGUUUGAGCUGAGCCCUCACCUGUCUCCAUAAUGAAAGCGUGUCCUUGGGGCCCAUGAGUGUUGUGCAGGGCACUGGCUGGGUGACCAACAGUGGCUUGAGUGGGGCUAGUGGGGAAGAGAGGAGUGAGCCCUGGAGGUUGUUGGUUUCCACCUUGCAUUUAGAGAAUCACUGUUAGUGAUGAAGGGGCGUUGGCUGUUUUCUCUAAACUCACUGCCCUGAUGAGCCAGGAAAGAAUUGUCCAGCUGUAUACUAUCUCUCCAGAGAUUCAUAAAGGCCAUUUGUGUGGUAAAUGCAAAGUUUCUAUUUUUUUUUAAAUUUGGAUUCUCUUUUGCAGAUUCUGAACAUAUUGCAGGAGGAUAUCAUACUUCAACUUUAACACCACAAGCUACAUCAGACAUAAAUUAGUCAAUAGUCAUCAGUUUCUUUCAAAGUAAUUGGACUGUCUAUGAAGCGUACAUAAGCAGACCACAGAGCCAUUCUCAGAGUCAGAGCCAGAGAAUGGCAAUUACAGGUGUUAGAAUUGAAACUUACAAUGAAUUUUUUAAUAAAGCACAUGUUUGUUUCUUACCAGUUGGCCUCUACUAAGAAGGCUAUCUAAGUAGAAAUUACCAUCAAAUUAGCAGCCAAAAUUAUUAAUAAUGAAUUGCAUCUAAAACUCUCUCUUUGGGCCUUAAACACCCAUUGGCUGCAGUGUUCAUGUCACUUCUGUAGGAGAUGCCUUUGCCAGAGUUUAACCUCCCUCCUGUCUCGCUCACUGGCUGGCUCCCUCCCACGUGCUGUGUACACAUAGAGAACACCCUCUGUACACAGUGGCAGCUGUCAACAGUACCCACUCCAGAUGGGUGGGCCCAGGUCACCCUCUGCUCUGAACUGGCUAGAACAGGCUGUCCCUGCAUUAAAAUGGGAAAAAAGGAAGAAUUUAGCAUCUGGUAAUAAUAUUAGUUUUCAUGAGGUUGGAGUAACCAUGUGAUUUAUAAAUAGUGAAAGGCAACAGAGGCCAAAGAGAGUUGUAGACAUUGUUGUCACACAUUAGAAGCAAAUUAAUAAAAUUCAAUAAAUUAAAACUUAAAGUGUGCUAGAGUCACUUUGGUUUUUCUGGGGACUGAAACUAACCUUUACUUCUUAAUCUUCAAUUUUUUACUUUCAAUCUUUACCACACUCUAAAGAUUGUCACAAAAUGUUACAAAAGCUUUCUUCUCACUUACUGAAUCUUAUAGAAGGAAAAGUCCUGAAAAAAAUUGUCACAGAAAUAGCUCAUCAAAUAGAUAAAUAAGACAGGAGCCUAUUCAAAACAGUGGUGUUUCUGCAUUAUGAUCCCCCAAAGAGUCUCAGGAUAAAACCUUGUUUUGAAAACGCUCUUUCACUUGGAUCUAUGACACAUACACAUUUAGGACAUCAUUUGUCAUUCCUUAGGUUCACUCAGCAAAUGAAGUUGCAAAACAAUUUUCAUGGCAGACUCUUUGAACUUGCUCUGCUUAUUUGUUACCUGCAUGACACACACAGUGUUGAAAGCUGUUUUUGUCCUUAUUUCUUUUAGUUAUCUUUUGGUCCUUUUAAAUGUAUUUUAGUUGUUGAAAUAAAUGGAGGAAAUACUUUAUUAAGUAGAUCAGUAUAAGAUAUUUUUUAAACCAGCAGAAAAAAAGAGAUGACUUAGGCCAUCCAUAUGUUUAACAUGUGAAGAUGUCUACCCAGUGAAAAUUUUUCAUUUAAAUACCGAUUUUUCUAUUUUAUGACUACAAGAAAAAUGUGACCAUUUCAACUGUCAUGUAUCUACUUAUCUUCAGUGUUUUUCUAAUUAUGUCUUUCUGGAGUAUUACCCUUGAUGCCACAGACCAACUACUUUACAUACACUGAAAUCCUAAUUAAGCUUUGUGUUUUGGAUCCAUGGCACGCGUUAAACGUUUUGUUAGGCCACAGUGGACCAGAAAACUUUUUUGUUUGCAUCCAAAAUGAAAUAUUUAUAAAAAAAUAUUACUGUGUUUUCCUACCUUGACAAGUCAGCUCUAUUGAAUAUAAUUUGAUUUCUGAUGAUCUUUAAUCUUUAGAAUGGUCGAAUAUUUAUUAUUUUGGAUAUCAGUGUUCUCCAUGUUAUAGGUUAAAUAUCAUAACUGGAAUAAAUUGGACUGAAUAUGCAUGUGUACCAUAUACCCUAGAGGUUGAAUUUGGAACCAAGUUCUUAACAAGAGCUUGUCAUCUUAAGAAAGCAGAAAAGGAAAACUGCUUUGGGUUGUAUCUAAGAGUAUUAAGGUUUUUAUUGUUCUAGCUUAUUCUGAUAGUCUUCCUCUCAUCUCUGGGAUUUCCUAUCAUUUGGGAAAUAUCUGUAUAUACCACAUGAAGACUAGGAUAUGAUGUGACUUUAAGAUUUGUUUACAGAGGACCUAUAUGAAUAGGUUGUUAAUGUAAAUUGUUUGGCCUCUGUUGUAUCCUCUUUGUUACUGUUUUGCUUCCAAAAUGUGAGAAACUGUCUUUUCUUCCUCCUACAUAUUGUGCAAGUGUUUAACAAUUUGUCCAUUUCUAGUACCGCAUAAUUUACCACAGCCCUUGUCUACUUUUUAAGAAUCAGUGUAAAGGAAAACAAUACAUUAGGAUAAGGUUUGCAUAUAUAUAUAUGUGUGUGUGUGUUUACUGAAUAUCACAAAUGUCACUUGUAGCCUUGUGUAGGCCUCUACGUGUCUGAUUUACUAAUCAUCUACAGUGCUGCCAUGGAGAUGACGCUGUUUACUCUCUCCAGCUUUGUCCUAAGUGGUAUUUGAGAAACGGAGCCUAUGAACUUCCCUUUGUGAUAAUAAUGCAGUGAACUCAGCAGUAUCUUGGAUAAAUAAACUGACCAUCUUGUCUCUAUCCCGGUUCUGUCUACACAGUGAACCAGAAGUCUCGCCCUCCUCUGCCUCAGUGCUUGCUGUUUUAUAUUCCCAUCUGACCAUUUUCUUUUCUGUUAGCAAUGUUCUUGGUUCCAUGUGUGGCCCUUUGGGUUGAAUCUCCAAAGGUGGGUCAGCUGUUGCCACCUGGCAAAUAACAGGUAACGUGCCAGAUCUCCUGUCCAACUUUGUAACUUUAUCCUUCUUAAUGAAAUUCUGCAGCCAGCUGAGUAAUUUACAAAUGUCAUUGUGUAGACACAUGGGCUGAAGGAUAUCUACAAAGUUUUAGACAUUUUUUUGCAAAAGGGGAAAAAUUAGUCUUGUAAAGACUGAAACAGAUUUCCAUGAACUUUACCCUACUGUUGGAAAAAAAUGAAUUCUCCUUGGCUACAGAAUAAAAUAAACUUGAUUUGCAAUGACCAAGGACAUAAAUGAAGAUGGAUUGAAGUGGAAAAAUUCUGUCUCACAAAUCAGAGACAUCUACCAGAGUUCAUUACAGCUACUUUUAACUGUGAACAUUCACCAGCUAAACUACUCACUUGCCACAACCAAAUAACCUCUCUCAAAGUAAAUCCAGUACAUUGGUAUAUAUGUGUAGAUAGAAACAAACAAAACAAAAAAACCCUGAAAAAUUACUGUUGGCUGUUAGGUAAAUCAAGGUGAUAAUCAAAAGGACAUUUGAAUAACGGCAAGCCUUGGUGAAAUGACUGUGAGGGCCAGAAUGGUGCAACAAGGUCUUAUUGCCAAGUUUGGUGUGUUUUUCUAAGACCCAGAUAUCUCAGCUACUCAUCCUGAGAAUAAAGACUGUUGAUAAUGAAAUUAAAGUCAAGCAAUAAUGUGCCAAAAGAGGCAGUUAUACCACCAAGUGCAUCUAUUAUGGGCACACCAUUAUAUAUUUAUGGUUUGCUCCAUGAAGACUGACCAUAACCCAUGGGAUAAAAUAAGCAAAGGCAUAAUUUCUGCUUUCUUGCUGGAAAAACUUACGUAAGAGCUCCAUAAAGAGGUACAGCACUAGUGAACAUUAGAUCUUAGGGUUAACAGCUCUGUUUUAACAUUAGUCAAGACCAAAGGAAUCACCAGGAGUCUUGCUAGCUUAAAAUUCAAGACAGCUUCAUCCAGAAACAUGGUUGAAAUGGAAGGUUAAAUGUAUAGUCAUACUCUCCCUGGACACUAGCCUAUAAGAAAGCAAUUCAGUUAACUCGGCCUGGAAGAUUACCAGAUUUAGCUAUGAAAAAAAAUGGGUUCUCAAAUGAGGAAUAGCUAAAACGUGAAUACUCUUAUCAAAAGUGGCCAGACAUAAUGCCUUACAGAAUAUGAUGUUGUAGAUGGGCGUUUCUAAAUACUAAUUCUUCACCAAGUAUUCCUUUGGGUUCAAGCUCGAAAUCAACUGGCUGGAGUAAAGAUCACGUAUUUCCGACUCAAACGACUUAGCAGCGGCAGCAGCGGCAGCAUUUUACACUUUAGAAAAAGGUACUGAUGAUCGACCAGCAUGAUGAUAGUUGUGAUGAUGUGAUGACAAAUACCCUAAUGAUUUAAGUGUGUUAAAGAGAAUUGAGUGGGGAAGAAACACUACCUUCUUUCUCGAUCUUUUAAGAUAUGGGAGGCCAUCUGUUUAUUUUGGAGUGAAAAGGAUAGCUUGCUUUUUGACCUUGCUGCUAGCAUUACUCUUUGUUCCUUUAAAAAUCAAAUUAUUUUUAAGCAAAACUUUUGAGAAGUUAAACUUUUUUUUAUGGUUCAUAUUGUUUUUGUGUUAUGUAUAGAGCAAACUAUGAAAUGAGCAGAAGAGGCUUACCCAUUUAGACUUCGUAGCAUUUAUUUAACCACAUCUUUGAGUAAAUUAUUUUGUAAAAUGUUUUCCAUCAUUUCUGAUGUUGGUAACUUGGGAGAUUACAGUAUUAUUCUCACACUCCCUAUUCCCUAGAGGGUUGGAGAGACUAAGUCUUGUUUUUAAGGGCAUCUGGAAAUACCUUUCCCAGGUAUUUGAGAAAGGUCUUCGGGGCCUGAAAACCCAAGAAGGAAAUAUACUGACAAUUACUAAACUUCUAAAUGUAUUUAUCUCUGCUGUACUAUCAUGUAAACACUAUAUUGUGCAUUACCCUGUAGCUGGUUGUGGUACAUCAGUGCAUUUUGUAAGUAUGUACAGUCUGUGAGCAGUUGGUUUUCUAUUUUUAUGUGUAGGAAAAAAAAAACGCUGCAUCCCAUUUUAAGGCCAAGUUCUGUCAUCAGGUAGGCACAUGGCCGAAAGUGAAUAAAACCAACAGAAGUGUGCAUGUAUGUUAAGUGACAGAAUUUGUCCUUUUGUUUUUGAAGGUCAGAAAGGGCUGUUGUUUUCUUCCUUUAAUCAUCUCCCAGAGUAGAUAACAUAAUUGUCACAAAGGCUGAAUGCAGUCAUCAGUAGAUUGGCCUGCUACCAAAUAUGCCAGGGCUAAUUCCCCAUGCCGUUAGUCACAGGUAAGGUCAGUUCUUUGACCACUGGGUUGAUUUACAUUCCUCACACAUCUUCUCUGUGUUGUGUGAUUAGGAUGUACAUACUAUGGGUGUGAUUGUGUACAUACCUUGUAUGAAUUAUCUAAAUUCUCAAAGCAGUGGAAAGCAGGAAGGAGAAACAGUUGUUCAAAAGCCUCAAAAGGGCUAAUCAAUGUGAAUUUUCAUUUUCUACACAUAAAAAUGUAUACAUAACUGUAAAUAGCUUACCCACAUAUAUAUGCACACUUAAAUGCAUUUUAUUCAUACUGGUACAUUUAAAUCGAUCACAAAUUAAAACAACUAACUGAAAAUUGCAUCUUUUCAUGACUGUUUGGUUUCACGCGGAUUGAUAUCAGACUGGAUGCUCCUCAUUUAACAGUGUUACUCCCUCGUAGCACAUUUGGCGCUUAGAAAAGCCCAGCUCCACUGAGUCACGAAAAUCUAGGUGAUAUUACUUGAGACACAGACAGGUACUUGAGCAGCUUCAAAGGUUUAGUGCUGUUCUUUAAGUACCUAAUGUUUUAUCUGAAAAUGACAAACACCGGGGGAAACCAGUUAUGCUUCAUAGACUCGUUUUGUGCGUUUGGUGGCAUGUUUAUGUGCACUCAGAAAAGCUCUAUAUUGUAGAGCUGUAUCCCUAGAUUUCAAAAGGGUAUAUAAUCACUCAAGGUGGAACAUGAUUGCAGGCAUUCUUCUCUUGAGAUUGGCAAAACAAUGUUUAGCAACACCAAAGAAAAGUCAAAGAGUAAAGAUUUUAUUUUUAGAAGUUACAAAUGAUACUGGUAGAAUAACAGGAUGUUAGCAAUUGGGGUUUCCUUAAAAUGGACUCAAAUAAAUGACUGUUAUUGACAGUUGGUGACACUGUGGACUAGAUAACAAGAUUAGAGUCAUUAGCCAGCAAAUGUCAGUACUGGACAGUAGUCAAUUUAUCACAGUUCCAGUCAGUGAAUCGUUGUUUUAGUUUCUCUCAUUUCUUCAAAAAGGAAGUACUCUAUUAGACAUCGAAAAGUCUGAUCUGGUCCUUAAAACCUAAUAUGAGUUGAUCCUGAUAUUUUGACACUAAUAAUUAUGUUGGCUGGAUAUUAGGUUGAAGUUAUGAAAAGAAAUACCAGAAUUGCCAUCAACAGAAACUUCUGUAUGGCAAAGUACAAAUAUAACCACUUCUCAAUAGAAAGUCAAUUAUACCAUUUCAUAGGUACUCAUAUUUUAAAGACUGAAUGUGCCAUCUUUAUAUCUUAGAUUAAAAAAGGUUAAACACCAUAAAAACACUACAAUUACAACUACACCUAGCUGUGUUUUUUAACCACCAAAAAUGGAUGUUAGAAAAGCAUACAUGAAAUCUUGAUGUCAAUAUUUACUGUUGCUUAAAAGAUAAAUUUAAGUUUAUGUAAUUAUUUUGGAAGUCAUGUAUUAAUUUAAGUGCCAACCAGAAAAAUUAUAGAUGUCAAUAUAAGAAUCAUUUAUGUGUGUACUCAGUGGAGAAAGACCAAAAGUGUAGUAUGAUGUUAAAUCACUGAAGAAACAGUAAUAAAGUGAAAUUCCAUUUAUGAAUCUAAAGUUAUGUCUUUUCAUGAUGCCUAUAGACAAAGGUCAUUAAAUUGCUUAUUUAAGAAAGUCCCCAUCCUCUGUAAAUUGACCUAUCAAUAAAAUUUCAUUACCUAGGAAAAAAGAUGGAAUAUUAUGAUUUACAUGAGGAUAGAUCAAGAUUUUGAAAUUACCUACACAUCCACCCUCAUUUUGGAUUUGAGUUUUGAAUGGAUGAAUGAAUGAAAUUCAACUGAUGACUUAGUUUUAUCCUUAAAAAAUGUCAAAUAUGAUUUUGUUGCUUUUUUUCACUUUCCAUAAUAAACGUAAUAUAGAUUAAGAGA